Messenger RNA from Haemonchus placei, 543 nucleotides. The record is from the annotation of a GenBank genome assembly. NCBI's taxonomy places the organism in Eukaryota, Metazoa, Nematoda, Chromadorea, Rhabditida, Trichostrongylidae.
AUGUCGGAUUGGGACGGACAGGUCAAGGACAAUGUUACGAUGAAUUCUAUCCCGAAGAGCGGUGCCGCGAUGGCGUUCCGAGGUGGAGGCAAUUCCGUUUCUAUUCAUGGGUACAAAGGGCCAAUAUCCAGUUUCAACGGAGCACCACCUCCACAGCAUACAUUUGGUGCUUCAAUGGCUGGAUACGCCAACGCUCAAAGCAUCAACAGUGGAUUCGGCUAUCCCAAAAGCGUCCUUUCACCCACUUCUUAUGGACGAGGACAAGCGCUGUCAGGAGCUUCCUACCGCGGAAGGGGUCAGGCAAAUGUCCAACAACAGUAUCCAGCUGGGCUCAACCCGUAUAAAUAUAUUGCUCCAAAACCGAUUAUUGGCGACGAUGUGAUGGAAAAACCAAUGAAACCAGAAGAAGUUGCCUUGCUCAACAAAUUUCUGCACAAAAAAGUGGAUCUCAUGCAGAAUAGUGGUAUUGACGUAUCGUUAGACAGAAAUGACCCUCGCUCACCGUUGCAUUCCAUUCGGAGCUUUCGUGAUCUCAGACUGUGA